AUGGCGCCUAGCUUUCGACUCAUUCGCCGCUGCUUACUCUCCGCUUUGCUCAUACUGUACACCAGCUGCUUCAGUAUCUCGCUGGCGAUUCAUCGACACGUACUUCAUGGAAACGCCCUCAUAGCAGUCGCCUUCGAAUCCGCCAUAGCGGCGUUGUGUUGUGCUUGGGUGUUGCUCAGGAAAUCAUUCACUCGACGUCCACAGCUGAUAGGUUACGAAACUACGAUGGCGUUCACAAUAUUACCUUUUGAACUCGUCCUAGUCCUCAUCCUUCUCUCAUUGAAGCCAACGACACUCGCACCAGACUUUAUCUCCAGUGUGCUAUUCGGCCUCCAGAUCAUUACAUACGUCAAAACCGCACUACUCGCUUCAUACUGCUUAUUCCUGAUCACCGUAUCAAUCAUCGUCGCCUACAAAUUCGAUCGAUUAAUUUGGAUACGGGAUAUCGACGAGUCACCAUCACCUUUUCCUCCAUCGGUCGUUCUGGCCUUCUUGCUUCCAUGGCGCAGCUACCCCUCCAUCCCAGCCUCUUCCUCGGCCUUCGACCAGGGUCCUCAGCCUUACGCUCCUGUCGAGUCUAGACACUUCUGCCUUCCCGAAUGCACCUGUACUUCGAAGCAGCUCCUCACUGCUCCCCAAGCGUCUCACAUGUCGUCUCAGUCUACGUCCACGUCUACAGAAGCUUCUUCGACGACGCAGAGUGAUACGCAAUCGACGUUGUCUAAGCUUAUGGUUAAAGAUGAAGAUCUUCCAGAACAUCGGAUAGCGGGCUCGUCUUCCCUCUCUCGCUCCCUCAUCCGUAUACCGAAUGACUACGAAAGGCGUUGCUCCAUCGAAGUCUCCCUAUGA
This is a messenger RNA of Pleurotus ostreatus (oyster mushroom), 849 nucleotides long. RefSeq lists its product as uncharacterized. The transcript has 5 exons. Lineage: Eukaryota; Fungi; Basidiomycota; Agaricomycetes; Agaricales; Pleurotaceae. The record is from RefSeq and is a predicted model, not a curated record. Bases 1 to 849 code for a protein of 282 amino acids.